This is a messenger RNA of Triplophysa rosa, 1471 nucleotides long. It is a transcript of the gene szl, whose product is annotated as sizzled. The record is from RefSeq and is a predicted model, not a curated record. NCBI's taxonomy places the organism in Eukaryota, Metazoa, Chordata, Actinopteri, Cypriniformes, Nemacheilidae. Bases 331 to 1338 code for a protein of 335 amino acids. Gene Ontology annotation, biological process: canonical Wnt signaling pathway; non-canonical Wnt signaling pathway; negative regulation of canonical Wnt signaling pathway. Gene Ontology annotation, molecular function: Wnt-protein binding. The transcript is spliced from 4 exons.
AAAUAUUUGUAGGUUUUUUUUGACUAAUUAUUUCAGAUUUCAUGCAACAUUUUUUUUUAUGAAUUCAUUCUACAUUUUCUUCAUUUUCAUUUUCUGAAACCAUCCGAUCACAAAGACUCACGUAAUUGAUGAGGAUGUUUUCGCACGUUACAUCACUUACAUAAAACGACAUUUAAAUGUGUUACAAAUUCCAUCUCGAUCAACAUUAAAUUCAUAUUUUUGAUUUCAAGUGAUUUUGGUGGUAUAGCUGGUGGUUCAGCCCAUGUGACUCAUUACAAGCGUGAGCUCAAUGGGGCCGUGUAAUGCUUGACUUGUUUGAUUGUUUAUUUAAUGUCCCCCCUCACCCCCCCCCCCAAAGUCUGGGGGCCAUUAUCUCCUGCUUGUCACCUUGUCUGCGGCUCUGAUGUGUCGUUGAUAACAUCUGCCCGCCUCUAUAUAAAGCCAGACACAUCAGACCUCUGCAUCAUUCCCUCUCCCUCUGGAAUCAUGGAUCUUUCCAGCAUGCUGAUGGUCUUCUCUCUCGUGGCCCGCAGCGGAGCCUUCGACCUGGGCCAGACCACUCGCUGCGUCCCGGUUCCCCAUCAGAUGAGCGUCUGUCAGGACGUGCCGUAUUCUGAAAUGAGACUGCCUAACCUCUUGGGUCACAGCAGCGUUGAAGAAGCGCUUCCUCGAUCUGAAGAGUGGAAAACACUGCUUCAUACCGGCUGCCAUCCUCAGGCCAGGGCUUUCGUUUGCUCUCUCAUCGCUCCCGUGUGUCUGGACAGGUUCAUUCAGCCCUGUCGUAGCGUGUGCCGGGCCGUACGGGAGAGCUGCGCACCAGUGCUGGCCUGUCACGGACACGCUUGGCCUGAAGCUCUAGACUGUGAGCGCUUUCCAGAGCAGGACGACACGUGUCUGACUCCUCUGCCCAAACACAUCAGCGCUUUCUCGAAAGAAUUUCCUCAGCCCGCCUGCCAAAACUGUCCACCCGUGGAAGAAGUGCCGUCUCUGAAAACUGUGAUGGACGCUCUCUGUCUGAAUGACUUUGCCGUGAAAGCCAAGAUCUCCCGCCGUCGUCUGCCCUCCUCAGACCCAGAGCUGAUGGUGGAGGGACACGUGGAGUUUAUCCAGCGAGGUCCUCUGCUCCCCUACGACACCGCCAGUCUCCUGCAGCGCUGGCUCCUCAUCAACCUCAGAUGUGCUCACACGCUGGUCCGGCCCGGACGCGCUCAGCUCUACCUCAUCACCGGAACCAUGAGGCCCAACGGGUCCAUCGAGGUGUCCAACCUCUUCCCGUGGCUCAAAAAAGACCUCCACAUCACCGCCGCGACACGCAAAUGGAAACACCACAAGUGCUGAAACAAGAGUAAAAGAGAGAAUUUAACAUACCUGAAAUGAUGCCAAUACAGAGAGGCUUUUAAACACAAGAGGAAAGGUUUCAGGUUAAAAAUGAAUGGGGCAACUCUCUACUGCCCCCGUCUGGCGGGGCGUG